Ostrinia nubilalis (European corn borer) is the source of this 432-nucleotide messenger RNA. RefSeq names its product FAS-associated factor 1-like. The transcript has 2 exons. The coding region runs from base 1 to 432 and encodes 143 amino acids. The record is from RefSeq and is a predicted model, not a curated record. NCBI's taxonomy places the organism in Eukaryota, Metazoa, Arthropoda, Insecta, Lepidoptera, Crambidae.
AUGACGAUCCGCAGCAUCCCGGUGGAGCGCCUGCCCGCGCUCGUGCUCAUCAUGCGCGUGCGCUCCAACACGGAGAUAUACUCCGUCAUCAACGGUAACUACAUGCUCACCUUACGGACGCGCUGGGCGCGGUGCCAGCGUGACAUCCGCAGCAUCCCGGUGGAGCGCCUGCCCGCGCUCGUGCUCAUCAUGCGCGUGCGCUCCAACACGGAGAUAUACUCCGUCAUCAACGGCAACGUGGGCGUGUCAGAACUGGUAGGCGGUCUGAUGGAGGCUCUGGAACGAUUCGCGUCGCAGCGCGACGAAGACGCGCGAAUGGAGCGCGAGCGCGACGCGCGGCAGAAAGUCAAGCGCGAGCAGGACGAGGCCUACCAGCGCAGUCUUGAGGCCGACAGGUAUGCUAUACACUACUUUAGUAUUAAAGCAACGUAG